Molecule: messenger RNA, 1407 nt
Organism: Thalassophryne amazonica
Lineage: Eukaryota; Metazoa; Chordata; Actinopteri; Batrachoidiformes; Batrachoididae
Product: homeodomain-interacting protein kinase 1-like
Exons: 11
Coding region: 1-1407 (468 amino acids)
Biological process (GO): peptidyl-threonine phosphorylation; peptidyl-serine phosphorylation; intrinsic apoptotic signaling pathway in response to DNA damage by p53 class mediator
Cellular component (GO): nucleus; cytoplasm; PML body
Molecular function (GO): transcription corepressor activity; ATP binding; transcription coactivator activity
Source: RefSeq, a predicted model, not a curated record
AUGACCGUUUGUGGGACGCUGAGGGCCGCUCCAGAUUCUGACAUCGCGCCUGUUAAGGAGGACGAGGUUGAGAGGCAAACGCUGUCAGCACACGUCAGAGUGACCCAUGAUGCACCUCCUGCUCCUUUGCCAUGUGAGGUGUAUCCAGGACAAACUCUCUACGGAUCCUCUCGCUACCUCGUCCUUGACUUCAUCGGUGAAGGACAGUUUGGAAAAGUGGCCAAAUGUAACAUCGAUACAGCUGCCACCGUGGCUGUUAAGAUCCUGAAAAAGGAACAAGCUGCUGAGAGAGAGUUGACCAUGCUAGACACCAUCAGGGUCCUCGAUCCCGUGAAGAGCUGCAUCCUGCAGUUCCACAAGUGCUUUGAGGACCUGGGACGGACCUGUAUGUCCUUUGAGAUGCUGGACAGGUGUCUGGAAAAGCUGCUGGAGGACAAGGGAUGGAUGCCACUGCAUCUCAAAGAGAUCCGGCCAAUCACACAGCAGCUGCUGCUGGCGUUGGAGUCUCUCAGUGGUCUUGGACUCGUCCACUCUGACCUGAAGCUGGACAACAUCAUGCUGGUGGACCAGCAGGCCGAGCCCUUCAGGGUCAAACUGAUUGACUUUGGUGUGGCCUUCAAAGUCUCCAGCAUUCCCCUUGGACUGAUUGUCCAGCCUCUGGGUUUCAGGGCUCCAGAAGUUACCCUCGGUCUCCCUCUUUCUCAGGCCAUCGAUAUGUGGGGUCUAGGCUGCAUCCUGUUUCACCUGUACCUCGCAAAUCAGCUGUAUACCGCUGAUGUGGCGGCAGUUGCUGACCUUCUGGACACGCCAGAGGACCGACUCAUCAGCAGUGGAGUCGUCACCCAAACCGCCACUGCAGAGGCCGAUGACUGCCACACUCCAACAUGGAGACUGAAGUGUCCUGAUGAAUAUGAAGACGACGGGGAUCUGGAACACGAUCUGCGCUGUCUAAACAAGCUGAUUGAUGUCUAUGGAAUAGAAGACAACGCCGAGUAUGAGGACAGGAAGGCUUUUGUCAGCCUACUUAAACAGCUGCUGCAGCUGGACGCCAGACAGAGGACAACUGCAGCCCGAGCUUUGAGACACCCGUUUGUGACAAUGUCACAUCUGAAGAAGAGCAGCAGCUCUUAUGUGACGGAGUCCCGAACACUGAUGAGCGUCUGUCCAGAGAUGGAUCCAGCAGUUGGAGACAGUGAGGACUUUAGUGGAGUGUCUCAAGAACCUGAUUCCUCCAGUGAUGGUGGGACCUUCAGUGGUGGAGCUGCAGCUGGUGGGACCUUCAGUGGUGUGUCCAGAGAAACUGUUUCCUCCACUGGUGGAGCUGCAGCUGAGGAGAGAGCCACUGAGCCCGGUGAACAGGGUCCCAACAGCCUGGAUGAGUGUACGUGCAGCCUCAAUCCACGGUGA